This is a messenger RNA of Acanthoscelides obtectus, 8280 nucleotides long. Lineage: Eukaryota; Metazoa; Arthropoda; Insecta; Coleoptera; Chrysomelidae. The record is from the annotation of a GenBank genome assembly.
GAACUGCACAUGCACCGCACAUUGCUAGUGCAGUGGCAGUUUUCCGCAAGCUAUGACGCGUUUUCCCGCUGUCUCUGGUUCCGAGGAAAACUCGUAAGGUUCCAUCAAAAGUGAAAAUUCAAAAUGGCGCCGACGGCUUUCCAUGGUGCGAAUCAGCCUUAGUUGACGCCCAAAGCUUCGAGCUUUACCCAGUUUCACAGUUCGGAGGACUUAAAUGCCUUGAAGAGGAGCAAGCUGCCUCGUCGUCCACAGACACAAUGAGGGAGGACAUAAUGGAGGAGUCCGAAGUAUCUUCCGCCAGCGAGUUCGACUUGGCGAACAUUCGCGAGGAAGAAUUCGAACUGCACACCACCUACAUCGUUCCAGAUCUUCCCGUGGAACCCGGAACUCCAAAUAGGGCGGAAGCCACUCUUCCCAGGAAUCUUGUCCUCAAGUCUUCUCAGGCAUUAUCAGAUGCCCAGGGCGUGUGGAGUACAGGUUACAUACCAAGAGGCACCAGAUUUGGGCCCCUGGUAGGAGAAAUAUAUGCCAAAGAUGCUGUACCGAGUUCUGCGAACAGGAAGUAUUUCUGGAGGGUCCAACUUAGAGAGGGAUUUUAUACAAAUAGCUGUAUCGACAAGAUAUACAAAGACAAUGAACUCUACUACUAUAUAGACGGUUUCGAUACCUCCAAAGCCAACUGGAUGCGAUACGUGAAUCCAGCUUAUUCUAGUGAAUCUCAAAACUUAAUCGCCUGUCAGUACAAGAUGAACAUUUAUUUCUACACUAUCAAACCAAUUCUGCCCAAUCAGGAGCUUUUGGUCUGGUAUUGUAAGGAGUUUGCUGAACGACUGAACUAUCCGUUGACUGGAGAGCAGAUGCUUCAAAGGAUACGCCAACAAGUACAACAAACCUCGGAAGCCAUCACUGUAAGUACAACAGAGCCGGCGCCUAAGGACGCGCCUCCCUACGAGCACCAACUUACCCCUACUGCAGAGGGUAGCGUGCGCUCUGACGAGGGCUACCACAGCAAUGGGUACCAUGAUGACGCGUUUACGCCUCCAGAAGACUCCAGCGACUCUGAUAGUGAGAAUAACUACGUGCUGGACUUUAGCAAGAAACCCAAUGUUAAAGAGACGCCAGUUAUCAAAGCCGUUGCUACGGAGGCUCAGAAGAACGAGUACAGGAAGGUGAAGAUAAAGAUAACGAAGGCGUACCACUACAAGGCAGCAGCUAAAGGAGAGGAAGAUCACGAGGCUGAAAAAGAGAUGGUCUUGGAAACUACAGUACCUGAAGUAACAACUCUAACAUCCCGAAUCGUCACUCCGCCAGCAACGGUUAUUGUGAUGGAUUCUCCUCCCCAUGAAGUUCCUAAUACCAAGCCGUUCUAUGAACCGGAAGUGAAGACCACCAAUGUAAUCUCAAGGUACUCCCCUCCAGCAUCAAGCAUCCUAGAAAACAUCCUGCUUCGCAACAGGAUCGACACCAACAACAACGACAGCAACAGCCAACAACAUCAGAGGCAACAAUCCAAUGCCACGCCCCCUCCAAGUUCACCUACGGAGAUGGCCUAUUCCUACAAGAAAAGCCAUCGGUACGGGACAGUACCAUGCAGUCCGGAUAGUAGCUCUAACGCGCACGUGCAGAACAUGCUGCCGCCCAGUCCCCCCUUGAUUCAGAAAAGUCUGCCCACGAGUCCGGUGCAUUCCAACGUCUACAUCUCGCACAACAGCAAUGAAGGCUACCACACCACUAACAUCCAACAGACCAACUACUAUAACAUCUACCCCUCUCCUACAGGGAUUGUCCAUAGCACGAUCACUUCUUCCCCCACCCACACAUACUCACCUCCCACAAUGAACUUCAACGGCAACCAUCAUAACGGUAAUUCGAACCUCAUCGUGCCCACCGGACACAUCAUCAACGGGAAUCUCUCCCAUCAUCUUUUAACCCCCCUCCCACCGUUGCAAGUGUCCAAUGGCAGGCUGUCGCCGAGUUCCAAGAGUCCUGACAUGAAAUAUGACAUGAAUCUGUGCUCCAGUAACCCUACUAGUCCCAAUGGAGGUCCCUCUAGAGGUUACAGAAGCCUUCCCUACCCCUUGAAGAAAAAAGACGGCAAGAUGCACUAUGAAUGUAACGUGUGUUGCAAGACCUUUGGCCAAUUGUCCAAUUUGAAGGUUCAUCUAAGGACGCACAGUGGCGAAAGACCCUUCAAAUGCAACGUCUGCACAAAAUCGUUCACUCAACUGGCACAUCUUCAGAAGCACCAUUUGGUGCAUACCGGAGAGAGGCCUCACGAGUGUGGUAUCUGCAAGAAGCGUUUCUCGUCCACUUCGAACCUCAAAACCCACUUGCGGCUCCACAGCGGUCAAAAACCGUACGCGUGCGAUUUUUGCCCCGCGAAGUUCACUCAGUUCGUGCACUUGAAGUUGCAUAAGCGUCUUCACACGAACGAGAGGCCGUACAUCUGCCAAGAGUGCGGAAAGAACUACAUCAGCGCUUCAGGCUUGCGCACGCAUUGGAAGACGACCAGUUGCAAGCCGAACAACAUUGACGAAGAGCUGAGUGGAGAGGGGUCGCCUAAUUGCUACUAUGAGUAUACUGUCACCGGGGAGAACUUUGGUAUGAUGGACCUGAAGGACCCUACGGCGUCCCAGUCCCCCCCACAGCACCUGCAACCGCCCCAUCACCCCGCAGAUCAGUCGCCAACGCAACAGCUGGAGCCCAAAGACCACCACCAGUUCGAAGUACAUCAGCACUCGGUGCUCCACCCUGGGCUGUCGAGGCCAUUGCAGGCGUUGAUACCCGGGGGCGGGGGGCAACAGGGGCGGGCCCCCAAGGAUACGACCCCCCAAAGGCCCACUGUGAUCGAGUCCUCGCAGCCACACAUCAUCGAGUGCACUUAAAUGACUUUGAAGAGUGGUUGCGCGAUGUUCUUUCCUCCUCCUGCUCAUUAGGUUAAAGGGUGUUUUUGGGGUUGAUAGUGGAAAGCGUAGUUCGUUAAACGUGUCGAAAACGAAGCAAAAAGGCUAUACAGAUUGACCAAGAUCUUCAAAUAUAACUAUUUGGUGAUGACCUUACAAAAUGUAGUUGGUUUUUCAAAUCAUUCAAGGUCAAGUCUUUUUCCAAAUAGAAGCAUAUUUCUGCCUUUCCAUUGAUGACCUUGUAUUUGACCUUAAACAUCGUAUGAAGCUCGUAUUUUUUCCAAUAUCUAGGCAACACUAGAAAUUAAUAUUAGGUCUUACCUUUGGAGGUCAUUUGAAGAUCAGAUGUAACAGAACCAAAAUAAUAUAAGGAAUUCAAAAAGCUGAGAAACAACUAAAUCAAUUAAUGGAAGUGAUGAUCUCAUCCGUGCCCAUUUGGAGGUGAAAAUUCCAUUGAUCUUCCAGAUCAUUCAAGGUCAGUCUGAUUUUUCGAAUAUGAGCUCAUAGGCAAACAGCCCAAAAAUGUACUGUUUUAGAUAUAACACUUGGCCUGAAUAAGCCUGAUCAUUGAAGGUUAUUUCAAGGCGGAAAGCAGUUGGUAUCAUGCGCACGAAAUAACCCUGAAGUUGAUUUUCAUGUCAUUUUCUUAUAGGUGACCCUAGAAACCAGUUAACGUUACAUUCAAGUACGACCUUGAAUGAUGUUGAUCUGAUUUUGGAAUGUCCUUGCGAGAUAAGACUAAGGUCCGUAUCGUCAGUCGUCCCUACAAUUGUAGGGCGCGUUUAUGGCCUCCUUGAUUGUCAUACUCCUUUCUCUCCUUCAAAAAUUUCUGGAUUACACUUGUCCCGUGUCAGCGUCAGCGCUCUCCUAUUGUGAAGAUAUGUUUUACUUUUAAAUUGUAGGAAAUUUCAGGCUGAUAAAACAUGAUAUAACUCAAAAGCAAGCACAAUUUGAUGCAAAUAGAUGUUUGUGACAUAACUUCAAAAUAGAGCGCUGACACGGAGAAGUAGAUAACUAUGACAAUCAAGGAGGCCAUAAAGGCGCCCUACAAUUGUAGGGUCGACUGACGAUACGGGCCUAAAGGUGCCAAAUGUCAUACUGGAAUGUGGAAUGCAUCACGUUUGUCAUUUACGAGGUCCAUAUUUGAACCCAAAAGACUUCGAGGUCCAUGUUACUGGACUCAAAAAUAUUAUAGGCAUUCACUUUUGACCUUGAAGUUGGCCUUGCACUUUGGGGCAUUUCAGGGCUCAAAGAAAGGGGAAAGAAAUAGAUACUGGAGGUUGAAAAAUAAGAAUAACCCAUCAAAUUCCAAAAUCAUACCAAAAAAGAAAUUUUGCUUCCUCAGUGACAUCAGUAUCCUAUAGUUUAAUACCCUUUCUACAGAAUCCCCAACAACACUCGUACGUUUAGGCUAUGUUGUUAAGUUUUUAAUAUUUAUUUAUUGAUGGUUUGAUAUAUUUUUGCGCUACAUCCGGGAGAAAAAAAAACACAUCACACUUGAUAGUAGUUGAGAAACUAUCUUUCAAAAAGUGGUAGGUUCUUUAUAACCGCUCUCCAGUGCUUGAAUUGAGCGUCUUGAAAGCAAAGCUUUGUGAUAUAAGGUUUUUGGAGAAUUCAAAAAUGAAUACUUAUGGAGAAUCUCAAAUUGGACUGAUAACUCCUAGGCUGUAGCGCAUAGUACUGAAGAAAAAGUCAUGUCACAUAUAUAAUUUUUCUAAAGAUACUCAUUGCUACUGUUGAGAUAUACUUUAAUUUAUUAGUAUUUAUUGAUAGUUACAAAGAUGGAAUAAUUUACGGAUUAUUUAUCCGAAAUUUAAAUUUACAUUUUUAGACUGAUUGUGAACAAGCAAUAUAUACUCACGGAUUACACAAAUCUCUGUGUAACUUGAGUGUGCGGAUAUAAAAUGCUGUUAGAGCUGUUCAAAUUUAGGAAAGAGCCAUAAGUAUAAUAUGCUGUUUCCAUAUUACGUACUUUGCCUUUCAUUUUGAUGUAAUUAUUUCAAUCACCUUUGCAUAUACCUGUUUCCAUGUAUUUCAUCAGUAUUGGCACAAACUAGUUACUAUGAAUAUCCUACAGUAGUACCUCAAUGCAAAAAUAUAAGCUACAAUUUAUUUAAUACACGAUACGUAAUAGAUAUAAACCUUUUGGAUUCUUAUAGACUUCAGUACGCUGAAUUUCAUCAAGGAAAAACCUUGCACCGGUGUGUAUGGGAACGUUUCAAGUUAGGUAGCAUACUGCUAUAUAAUAUACAAGGUGGUUCAGAAAAACAACAAUAUUAGAAAUUUCCAAUCAUCUAUUUCGAAAGAUCGCCGAGCUCGUUGAUUAGCUAAGGAUUUUUUUUUAAGUUCUGUAUGCCACCUGGGCUCUAACGUUGACCGAUUUCGAGAUAAAGCGGUUCUUUUUCAGAAAGACCCUAAAGAGUGACAUCCAAUUGCUGACAGCGCGGUUAAAAAUUACUAUUAUUAAAGUUAUCAAGUGUCUAAAUACAAACUCAAAUCUAUCCCCUCCGCCCACACGAAUCCGAAGAGUAUUUUGAGCUUAGUUUUUUAAUGUACUUUUUUUAGUCUUGUUUAAUAUGCCAACGAGAAGCGAACUUUUGAUUUGCGCACACUGCAUAUCCAAAAAUAACAAAAAAGUUUCCCCAAAGACUCCAAAAUGUCCCCUCACCAAGAUACCGAGUACUGUAUUUUACAGUGCAUUGAUGUGAAGAGUGGGUCGAAGUCCUUUACACUGAUUUUAUCUUAAACAUUCAAAGCAAUUUUUCUUUGAAAAAAAAAUCUCAAUAGAGAUGUUUCAUGUGAGGUUGAAUACAUUUUUCUUUAAUGCAGUACAUGUUUCAAAAAAGUCCGUGACGUAGAGAUUAGUAAAUAGUUAGUACUACAUAUACGAAAUUUUAAGUCAAUACAUUUUUUUUGAUUUGGAGGAGCUUUUCUACCUUAUGAUUUUCUGAAUCACCCUGUAUAAUUUUGCAACGUUUUUGUUUUUAUCGACAUAUGUUAUUAUAGAGUUUUAGUAACCGAGAAUAGCGCAUACGUAAGCUUUGAUGUUGACAGAUAAGUCAUGGAUAGAGAGAUACUUUAUUGGUUCCAUUUGAUCAUUUAAAAAUGAAGUAGGAUAGAUCAUGACAUAUACAUAGAUACAAUUUACACUUCACUAAGCAUAGGAAAACACAACCUUGCAUUGUUUGUCGUAUAGAAAAAUGACAGAUGUACAAUGACUAAGGCAUGAUAUAAGAAGACAAUUAUAAUUUACCAUCAUGAUACUUGAGGUCUUCAUUAACGUUUAGGUAUGUGGUAUUUGUGAAUGCCAAAACUCUCUAUUUUCAAACCUAAAUUUCCCACAAUUUUUGACUAUACGUAUCGUGUAUAAAUGUAACCAAAACUAGCUACAGAGUGCGUGGCUAAUUCCUAUAACUAUUUUUAUACAUAUUUUUUACAGUUGUCGACAAAAAAUCUAUUUGUAGUAACUAUUUGUGUUCUUGAAUCACACAUAUUGCAUGUAAUUUAACGUGAAUAUACCACGAAAAUUAUUGCUAAUAUUUAUACAUACAUAAAUUAUGGUGCUUAUGUCUUCAAAUACCUACAUAACUUUAAGCCUAUGUAUUUUUUCGUGCUUCAAAACAGCAAAGAGAGUUUUUUCCAAAUCGCAGUCAAGAAAGGUCAGAAUUUAGUCGAUAUUCUUUGAAACUCAUAUUUUGUAUUAUUUCCCAAACCAACAUUCAAAAACGCUGUUAAAAAUGUCUAAAAAGUCCCGAAUCAAUCUAUAUAGGCACAAAGUUCAAAAUAUUAGAAACGCUGCCGUCAUGGGCGCUCAUUAGGGGGUAAGGGAAGCAUAUGCCCCCCAUGGUUUCCGCUUGAGAAGUAAAAUAUACCUAAUAUGGUACCAGUUUCUUAAGCAACAAGUGGCGUGGUAUUUUUUGGUUUUAAAAAAACAUUCGUGAAAAUUAUCUUGCUAGAUCUGAAUUGUGGACGUGUCCACAGUCAGUCCCAUAAAGCAAGUAACAUGUACAUUUUUGAAAACUGUAAAGUGUUCGAGGAAUCUCAGGACACCUCAAUUUUCGAAGAAGUCCACCAAGCUGUUUGGGCUGUAACCAGUGAAAUAGAAAUCUGAAAGUUGAAGUUUACGUUUGAAAUCCGCCAUCUUUAUUUAUUUACACCCAGUGUUACUUACACUGUCACGACAAAUCUAAAGAAACUUCAUAUGUAGGCAUUUGAGCCCGCAGAGUAAGAACUUCAAUUUUGAAACAUUCGACUAAAAUCCAUCAUUUUGUUUUAUGAAAUUUUAGUAUUCCCAGACUCACUCGCGUUCUCAAGACCCCUCUCGAGAUGGAAAUCUUGUUAUCUCGGCGCCCAUGACUGGUGCUUAGCGAGAUGUUAUUGCCCAUUAGAUUUUUGACCACAUAAACAGCUUGAGAACAUGGUAGAUUCUUUCUUGACUGUCAAAUAUCUGCUUGCAAUUUAUGAAAGAUCAGUAUUAAUUUCAAAUGUUGAAAAUGCAUUGUCAUAUUUUUCAUGUGAAAAAUAUUUUUGUAUGUUUAUUCUCUGUAUAUAACUACAUACGUUCAGGUACCUACUUGACAACUGUGUAAAUUUCUGUAAAGAUUUCUUGUAAAUUUUUGUUGUGGUCAUCACCACACUUGCCUUUCUGUAUAUAAAAGAUGAUUUAUUUAUUUUUUGAGGUCUUUUUGUUCAUUUUUUCAUUGUAAUGGCAUCAAUCGGUUUUGCAUAAAGAGGAACAGGUAUCUAUAUUACUGCAAAAAUAUUUGUCUUAAGCAUCAUUGUACUAUAUUAGCAAGCCUGCAAAGAGCAACAUCUUCCAAAAAGUCAGCCUCCUUUUUUUAAUACUUAUGAUCUGUAAUAAAUAUGCAACUAUAAAUAUGAAGUAACAUUUUAAAUACUGACCCAUAUUACAUCACAUAUAUUUUUCAUAUUCAAGAUUGACAAAGAUUAUUAUGCGUGGUGGAGGUGCUUAAGACAAAUUAUUUUUGAACCAGGAAGUUAUUUUGUUACAAAAUGUUCAAGCAAUAGUAUAAUACAGUUAUUAGUUAGUAUGUACUAUGUACAAAUGUUCUGUUUUUUUUGUUGAUUAAUUAUAAUAAGUUAUUUAUUUCUUUUUCCAUAAGCAUACUACAGACUUAUAAGAUCUUUUCCAGCAAAAAUGUCGCACUCGUAUUUUGUAAUAACAUAUAUGGUGGGUACCUUGUCCUUUCAUUUUUGUAACAAAGGUAUGGUUUACAGUUUCUUCCUCAUAGAUCAAGUUAGUGUUAGAGAAAUUUUCGCUAUUUACAUCAAUUUUUUUUUUCGGUCGAAUGUUUAUCUCUGUUCCCUGAUUCCAAAAGUAUUUUGGUAUAUUCCAUGCAUGUAAAAAUGUUCAUAC